UUCCUCUCUUUCGUGAAAAGGAAACUUCACUCGGUCUUUAUUGCUUCGGUGAAAAGAAAACUUCACUCCGCGUGCUCUGUCAGAGUGUGUGUAAAGAGAGAAAUAUAUAGCACAGCGCAUAAUUUCAACGUGAUGGGACAUUCAUCGAAGACAGAGCUCUGCAAUUAACUUCAUCCUUGACAACAACAACACAUUGGUGUGGUAUCGGGGGUUACCGAACAACAGUCUGACUGUGGAAUAAGACUUUGGAGAAAUUGAUGACAAGUUUACAGAUCUGAGUGGGAUUGUAGCAGCAGCAAGAGCAAAGGACACAUACUUUUCGAUUGACCUUGGUCUAAGAUGGUUGAAGAGAAAAUAAUUUGUUAUCACUCCAACAAGUAAUAAUGAAAAUUAGAUGUGUUUAUCCAAGCAAACUGCGGAAGAAGCAUUUUAUUUCUUCAUUAUCGUCGCUGUUGGUGAUCUGUGCCUUGCUGCUGCUCUGCCUAAAGGUCACCGUUAAAAACAGUGUGACUAUUGAACAGUACGGGACUACCGCAGGCUACGAUGACGUCGAGCCUCCCCACCGCUACAACAUUGACUGCAAUGCCAUCUACAACAUGGAUCCGGCCGAGGUGGGGAAGUCACUGGUCAUCAGAAAACAAGGGGUGGUGUGGGAGCAGGAUGAGAGCUUGAUCAACCUGACCUCUAACUGCCCGCGCUACCUCCGCUCCCGGGGCUAUGGCACCGUCCAGGUGUCCGAGGAGGAACAGGCCUUUCCACUGGCUUACUCCCUGGUGGUCCACAAAUCUGCCUUCAUGGUGGACAAGAUCCUCCGGGCCGUCUACACCCCUAACAAUAUCUACUGUAUCCACUACGACCUGAAGUCAUCAGAACUGUUCAAAGAGGCCAUGGAGGGUCUGGUCCGCUGUCUGCCCAACGUCUUUAUCGCCUCUAAGCUGGAGACAGUGAUGUACGCCAGCAUUAGCCGCCUCAAAGCCGACCUUAACUGCCUGUCUGACCUCAUGGGGUCAGAGGUCAAGUGGAGGUAUGUCAUCAACCUGUGCGGCCAGGACUUUCCCUUGCGCUCCAACAUAGAGCUGGUGGCCGACCUGAAGAAGCUCCAGGGGGGUAAUAUGAUGGAGACGAGUCGUCCAAGCAAAUACAAGAAGCAGCGUUUCUCCUUCCACCACAAGCUGCAGGACGCCGCCUUCGGGUACAUCCAGAUGCCAGUGAAAACCGACAAGGCCAAGGAGCCUCCCCCACGCGGCAUCCAGAUGUUCAUCGGCAGUGCCUACUUCGUGCUCUCGUGGGAGUUUGUAGCGUAUGUGAACACGUCUACACUGGCUAGGGAUUUCCUGGUGUGGUCGAACGACACCUACUCCCCAGACGAACACUUCUGGGCCACUCUGACACGGGUGCCGGGCGUGCCGGGCGAGGUGCCCCGGGCCCAGGCCGACGUCACAGACCUAAUGAGCAAGACCAGGCUGGUGAAGUGGAGUUACCUGGAGGGACCACUUUACCCAACAUGCACAGGGAAACAUGUCCGCAGUGUGUGUAUCUAUGGGGCUGGGGAGCUGUACUGGCUCAUGAACUACGGCAGCUGGUUCGCCAAUAAGGUGGAUCCCAAAGUUGACCCAGUUCUUAUCCAAUGUCUGGAGGAGAAAUUAGAGGAGAAACAGAGACUCUUGGUCAAGGCUAAGAAGUCACAACCAGAGACUCCCUCCUCUGGAAAAUGUUAAAUUAAUUGAUGAGUGAUUGAUGGAUUAAUAAUUGCUUGAUUCAUGUUGGAAUAUGGACUACUGUAAUUACAGCACCAUUUUAGUAUAUAUAUUUAUUUUUUUACAGUUUUUGUGUGUGAGUUGAUUAUGUCAGAAACUUAAUUGAGGUGUGCUUUAAGGUACUAAUGAAAGAUUACAUGGCAUGCUGGAUGAGAGACUCUGUCAGGUCUCUGGGUUAGAGUUAAACUAUUGUUUUGCACCUUGAUACUUGAAAUGGGGAAUGUUUGUCAUAGCCUGACUUGAAUGUGAUAUGGAUCAGGGUAACAACCAGGGUAUAACCUCUGCUCACAGGGUGAAAGCCUGUGACAACCAGUGUAUAACGACUAUGUAUAUUUAACCAAUACCCACUGAACACAAACUGGUUGAGUCAAAUCAAAAUCUAAUUUUAUUUGUCACAUUUGGGCCAAAGUAAAAUGUUUAGACUGGUGAUUUCUAAAGUGAUUUCUCUGUUUCUCAAAGCAAUACUCAAUCCAGAUGUUGCUUUAAUGAUUUCAAUGAAAGAGUAUUUUUAAGAGAUAAAUAAAUGUGAAAGAAAGCGGGGCAGAGACAUAGAACGUGUUUGUAUCCCGAAGGAGGAGUUUACCUUUGACUCCAGAUUGAGGUCAAAGACCACAUGUUAUCCUCUCACAUCCCAUGUUAGAAGGGGACAUGCAGAUCUGUAUCAUGACUACCUCUCAAGCCCAUCAAAUAAUUGUGAAUAUUGGUGCAACAAGCUCUGCUUUGCUCUUUAUCUAUCUUAGUAUCAUCUGUCACAUACCCAAACUGUCAGGACGUUUUGCAUAAAUAAACCCCUAGUUUAUUUAAUAGUGAAUGUACCCACAUGAUAAUGCAGUAUAAUGAGUAUUUAAAGGGGAAUCAGAGGGUAAACAGGGGAAAUGUUAGCUCUGGAUCAAUAGUUUCCACCACACUUAACAGCUGCCUAAAGUUGCCUUUACAAACAGAGUAAAGCCAAUAAUGAUCACACAUGAACACUCCUAUUAGAAGUGAAACAGCCUUUUUAUACCAGGUUUUCCAAUUGAGAAACUCCAUGGCAGUAGUUUCAGAAAUGAUUUUAAAAAAACAUGAAAUCAACCUACACAUCGUGAAAACAAUGUAAUAAGCACAUAAUGGACUAGGGAAAGUAGCAGACAUUUUGGUUCUUGUGUUUAACUUGUCUUUGAAUAAAAGUUGGAUUUUAACUGGUCAUACUGUAUAUUAAAAAACCUUUACUAAGAUUAGAAAAGAGUUUUACCACCAAGACUUUGACUACUCAGAUUAGAGGGAUUUAGUCAGGCUAACUCACUGAAAGUUAUUAUAAUGUCUACCAGUGUUUGUGUUAGGCAUUGGCAUCUCCAUACAAUGUUAAUUAGUUAUGUUACGUUCCUCAGCAAGAAAGCCAAAAAUGUUCCUCAAACAGAAGGCGGAAAUAACAAAGAGUCACUGACAACAAACAAAUCGAAACAGAUGGGGUUUUAGGACAGGUUCUGAAAGACAAUUGUGGGGGUGUCCACUGAAUGUUGACUAGCAACAACAACGGGGACCUAAAAGACACCCACCAUGAGUACCCACUAAAUUUACCCAAUAAGAGGCCAACAAAAGAAAAACCCACACCAAACUUAAAGACAGGAAGCAAACCAAAAAGUGGAGCUACAUGAGAGCUACAGUCCGGGUACCAGCCUUUUAAGCUAACAUUCCACUCCUGCAAAUAACAGGAGUGGCAAGGAGUAGAAUGUAAUAUCUAAACAGAGACAGCAAUCAGGCUAAGAUGACCUGGGUCGUUACUGUCACGAAUAGUACCGAUGUUGACUCCCCUUCUGGUUCAGGUGGCGCUCGGCGGUCGUCGUCGCCGGUCUCCUAGCUGCCACCGAUCCUUUGUUCUGUGUUUUGUUCCUUUGUUUUUGUCUAAUUGGUUUCACCUGUUCCUUGUUUGGUUGUUAGGGUGGGGUUAUUUAAGUUGGUUUAGCCCGCUUCUCUUUGUGCGGGCUUGUUCUACUGUAUUGUGAGAGGUGUUAGUAUUUUGUGUUGGGUUUUACGCUGUCCUAGUAUUUUACCAUAAGGGUCCUAUUUGUUUUAUAGUUUCGCCUGUGUUGGGUAAAUACUAUUUUGAUCUUUUGAUUACGGACAUUAAAGCGUGUUUUUUCCCGCA
This is a messenger RNA of Oncorhynchus masou masou (cherry salmon), 3882 nucleotides long. RefSeq names its product beta-1,3-galactosyl-O-glycosyl-glycoprotein beta-1,6-N-acetylglucosaminyltransferase 4-like. The transcript is spliced from 2 exons. Gene Ontology annotation, molecular function: acetylglucosaminyltransferase activity. Gene Ontology annotation, cellular component: membrane. The record is from RefSeq and is a predicted model, not a curated record. NCBI's taxonomy places the organism in Eukaryota, Metazoa, Chordata, Actinopteri, Salmoniformes, Salmonidae. The coding region runs from base 384 to 1718 and encodes 444 amino acids.